GUUUGAAAACCAAUAGAAAUGAGUUUCUUGGUCUCCAAAUAUGAGGACUAUAUAUAUCCUCCAAGUCGAAGCUCCAAGCAUACAACAAACAUGCUUGACCUAACAACCACCGCUUCUGUAAUUUUGUGUACAAUCUUCUUGUUCAUCUUCGUGGACAACAAAUGGAAGAAAUCCAAAAAUGGCAUUCCAUUGAAACUACCACCUGGCCCCAAACCACUUCCUAUAAUUGGAAACCUGCAUCAAAUAAGCUCCCCUCCCUUCCGUUGCUUCACAGACUUAUCCAAACAGUACGGCCCCAUCAUGCACCUCAAGCUCGGCGAGACCUCCGCCGUGGUGGUCUCGUCACCGGAGAUCGCCAAACAGAUGCUGAAAGAUCUCGAACCCAGCUUCGCCCACAAGCCGCAGUGCGUGGCGUUCGAGAUCAUGUGGUACAACUACAGCGACAUCGCCUUCUGCCCCUACGGCGACUACUGGCGGCAGAUGCGGAAGAUCUGCGUCAACGAGCUUCUCAGCCCUAGAAUUGUGCGCUCCUUCCAAUCCAUCAGAAGAGACGAGGCCGCUCGCUUGCUCGAUUCCCUGCGGGAAUCUUCUGGAAGCUCCGUGAACCUAACGGAGAGGAUCUACUCCUUCUCCAGCUCCAUCACCAGCCGCGCCGCGUUUGGCGGCGUCUGCAGGGACAACGAGGCGUUGAUCAAGCUGAUGAUGGAGACGCUGACGAUGGCCGGAGGGUUUGAGAUCGCGGAUCUGUUCCCGUCGUCCAGGAUCGUCGGCGCGCUGAGCUGGACAAAGCGGAGGCUCAAGACGAUGCGGCGGAAGCUCGAUGUGAUUCUCGAUGAUGUUAUUGAUCAGCACAGGGAGAAUCCGGCGAGGAGGUCCGGCAACGGUGAGGAUUUGGUUGAUGUUUUGUUGAGGGUUAAAGAAGAAGAGAAGCUUCAGUUUCUCAUCGCUAAUCACAACAUCAAAGCUGUUUUGUAUGAUAUGUUCAUUGGUGGAACAGAAACCACCGCGACAACUAUUGAUUGGACGAUGGUAGAACUGAUAAGGAACCCUCGAGUGAUGGACAAGGCACAAGAUGAAGUAAGACAAGCUUUGAAAGGAAAAGGUCCCGACAAAAACGACGUCGUCAUUCAUAAUCUGAAAUAUUUAAAAUUGGUGAUCAAAGAGUCUCUGAGGCUACACCCUCCGGGUCCAACAGUGCCUAGAGCUUCCCACGAGGAACACGUGAUUAAUGGAUACACCAUACCUGCUCGAGCGAAGGUGAUGGUCAACAUUUGGGCGAUCCAAAGGGAUCCAAGCUUCUGGAAAGAUCCAGAAGAAUUCGAGCCUGAGAGAUUCGAGAAUCAGACAGUGGAUUUUGCGGGUGGUGAUUUUCAGUACUUGCCAUUUGGUACUGGAAGAAGAAUAUGCCCUGGAAUAACAUUUGCUUUGGCUUCUAUAGAGUUGGCUUUAGCCCAACUACUCUACAACUUCGACUGGAAGCUUCCAGAAGGUGUUAGGGCCAAAGAUUUGGACAUGAUUGAAAAUGUUGGCUUAGCAUCUUCACGAAAAGAAAAUUUGUUUGUUGUCGCCACUCCAUAUAAUGAAUAAUUAGCUGUUGGUUUUGAGAUUUUAUGUUAAUCAUGUCGUCUUUAAUAUUUUGGACGAGCAUAUAAUAGUGGUGUGUGUCGUUGAUUUGUAAACCUAAAUGUGAAUAUUAUAUUGGUGUCAUCUUAUAUAUUUUUUCUAAAUCAAAUUAUAAAGUA
Messenger RNA from Salvia miltiorrhiza (redroot sage), 1742 nucleotides. RefSeq names its product premnaspirodiene oxygenase-like. The transcript is spliced from 2 exons. Gene Ontology annotation, molecular function: monooxygenase activity; heme binding; oxidoreductase activity, acting on paired donors, with incorporation or reduction of molecular oxygen. Lineage: Eukaryota; Viridiplantae; Streptophyta; Magnoliopsida; Lamiales; Lamiaceae. The coding region runs from base 19 to 1587 and encodes 522 amino acids. The record is from RefSeq and is a predicted model, not a curated record.